CAAAAUUUGAUCUUCGCCGGCAAUACGCUGCAGGACGACCAGACCCUCGAGUUCUACCAGAUCGCGAACGGCGCGACACUCCACCUGGUCUUGAACCUGACCGGAGACAUUGGCGAGUGGCUGGAGCCGUCGGAAGCGGACCGGCGCAUCCUCUUCGACGCCGGCUCCGCCCUCGCCACGCCACCGUCCGAGCAGCAGUAUCACGACCAGUAUCAGGACAGCGUCCCUGUGGCAGCAAACCAACAUUUGAUCUUCGCCGGCAAAAGGCUGCAGGACGACCAGACCCUCGAGUUCUACCAGAUCGCGAACGGCGCGACACUCCACCUGGUGGUC
Molecule: messenger RNA, 333 nt
Organism: Emiliania huxleyi CCMP1516
Lineage: Eukaryota; Haptophyta; Isochrysidales; Noelaerhabdaceae
Exons: 2
Biological process (GO): modification-dependent protein catabolic process; protein ubiquitination
Cellular component (GO): nucleus; cytoplasm
Molecular function (GO): ubiquitin protein ligase binding; protein tag activity
Source: RefSeq, a predicted model, not a curated record